AUGGAAACUUAUUUCGGUUACGUAAAAUCACCUCAAGACGCUAUUUUGCUUUUUGAAGCUUGUCGUGUUGGUUUUUUAUCUCGUAUACAACGAAGGUUAAGCGAUAAGGAACGUUCUUCUAUUCGCUCCGGUUCUGUAUUCGUUUGGGAUGAAAGAGAAGCUGGUAUGAGACGUUGGACUGAUGGUAAAAGUUGGUCUGCAAGUAGAGUCAGUGGUAGUUUCUUAACUUAUAGAGAAUUAGAAUCAAAACGUAAAUCUAGUUCUCGCGGUAAUAAUAAUCCUCAUGAUUUAUCAAGCGAAGACACUGAUUCAAGUGAAUCUUAUCAUUCCUCCUCGACCGCCAAAAAAGUAAUAUCAACUGAACAAUGCCGAUAUAAACAUGGUGGUUUGGUAAAACAAUCUUUCAGUAUCACAACCACCACACAUCAAAAAUUACAUUUAAUAUGUUACUACACUAAAGCCGACGUUAUUCAAGAAAAAUUACCAAUACCAAUUCACGACGAAAAAUUAAAAAGUAUUGUCAUACCAAAAGGAAUGUAUCCGGAAACUACAAAUAUUUUGGACAGCAACAACCUCAAUAAUAAUAACGGCAUCAUGAUAAAUUCUGGAAACCGUAAUGGUUUGGUAAAACAAUCUUUCAGUAUCACAACCACCACACAUCAAAAAUUACAUUUAAUAUGUUACUACACUAAAGCCGACGUUAUUCAAGAAAAAUUACCAAUACCAAUUCACGACGAAAAAUUAAAAAGUAUUGUCAUACCAAAAGGAAUUGAAAAUAACGAGAACAGAUCUCCAAGUCCUUAUGCUUGGCAAUAUCAACAAUUACAUUCAUCAUCAAAUAAUACUCCUAACACCGCUUCUUCAUAUUCAAAUCAUCACAAUAAUCACUUUCAUCGUCCUUCAGUCGAACCAAUGCAAAUAGAUUCUCAUUCUGCUUGCUCCACUCCUUCUAUAUCAUCAUCCCCCUCAACCACCUCAGACGAUUUUCCAAACUUUGCCACGAUCGGCAAUAAUAACAACAAUGGUAACAACGUUAGUGGUGGUAAUGGCAUAAAUGGUGUUAGGUUUAACUUUUUCAAUCAUUCUGGAAGUAGCACUGCAUCUUUACCAUUAUUAUAUCCAUCAUCAAACUACGCACAAUCAUCUGAUAAUAAUGGUUAUGGUAAUGGAUCAGAACCGAUUAAUAUUCCAAAUGCUUCAUCAAGAUCAAAUUUCCCUAAUCAUUUACCUUUUCCAGCUUCAUAUCCACCACGAUCUAGUGUUUUAAAUAGUAACAACAACGGUCACAAUGGUAAUAGUGAUAAUAGCAAUCUUCUUGAUCAACAACAACAAAGUCAUCUACCACCUCAAGAUAUCCCUUGGGAAAAAAUUAGAAACAGUGAAGAUCAGCAACCUUUUGAAAUAGUCACAUAUUCUCAAGUUUAUCCUAUAAAGAAUUUAUAUCAAUUGAAG
Molecule: messenger RNA, 1452 nt
Organism: Entrophospora sp. SA101
Lineage: Eukaryota; Fungi; Glomeromycota; Glomeromycetes; Entrophosporales; Entrophosporaceae
Source: the annotation of a GenBank genome assembly